Messenger RNA from Stegastes partitus (bicolor damselfish), 1529 nucleotides. RefSeq names its product GTPase IMAP family member 8-like. The record is from RefSeq and is a predicted model, not a curated record. Bases 156 to 1529 code for a protein of 457 amino acids. NCBI's taxonomy places the organism in Eukaryota, Metazoa, Chordata, Actinopteri, Pomacentridae. The transcript is spliced from 4 exons. Gene Ontology annotation, molecular function: GTP binding.
AGAACACAUGCAGGACAGUCAUCCAUUCCUCCUCUCCACACGUUUCUUAUUUGACUCCAUAUCACUGUGCCGCAUUCCACACAGGAGCCACCAGAUCCAGGGGGAACAGCUGCUCAACACACAUUCACACACACAAAGGUCACUACACUGACAAGAUGGUGGAGAAGCAAAUGCAAGGCUGCGAACUCCAAUCAGCGGAAAGCACCAGCCUGGAUGUCAACAGCAGUGUUCCUAAGAAUGUUUGGAUCACAUUUGUAGGUCCUGCAGCAAGAUCAGUGUCAGAAGCUCUCUCUGGGCCAAGUGUUGUAGUUCUGCAGGAAGUCCCGCGAGCAGAAGAAGUUACAGCACAAGGACAAGACACCGUGAAGAGGGCACAGAAAGGCAAUGAGUGCAGAGCUGUAAGAGGAGUAUUGAUGCCAAUUACAGGAGGAUUUCUGCAAGUAACUGAAAGAACCAGAGCAGAGACAGUGUCACCAACAAGGACCGUCAUCGCAGGAACAGCUGGAGCUCAAAAAUACAUUAAAGUGCUAAAAUCAUACCGGAUAGUCCUGCUGGGAAGAUCCAGAUCUGGGAAAAGCAGCCUAGCAAACACCAUAUUUGGAGAAGAGGUGUUCAAGAUACAUCAUAAACCCAUCUGUGGAACAAGUGAGUGCCAAGCUGAGUCCAGAUCCAUUCACGGAAGAAGAAUUACUCUGAUGGACACUCCUGGUUUCUUUAAUGGACCUGAGGAGGAGCUGAAGCUUGCGGAUAUUGUGAGGUGUUCCUCAGAGUUCACUCCUGGACCUCAUGUCUUUGUCAUUGUGCUUAAAGCAGACAAAUUUGCAGAGCAGGAGCAAGAUGUUGUCACUAAAAUAUGCAAGUGUUUCUCUGAUGAUGUUCUUAAAUAUGCUUUAGUUGUCUUCACGCAUGGUGACCAGCUCUCCAAAGGAAUGAAAUUUGAGGAGUUUGUGGAUCAGAAUGAAUUCCGAGCUGAUCUGGUGAAGAAGUGCGGCGGCCGAUGCCACGUUGUUGAUAAUCGAUACAACCAGCAGGGUGGCUACAGGAGCAAACAGUUCCAGGUGGAACAGCUGCUCAAAACAGUAGACAAGAUGGUGAUGGAAAACAAAGGAGGAUGCUACACUGAUAAGAUGCUGCAAGCAGAGAAAAGAGGAGUAGCUGGAAACAGGCCACAAAGAGACACCAGCAAUAAAGAGAUCAAUGGUGCCUCGAAGAAGAUGUGGAUCAAAUUAACAGGCCCUGCAGCAGAAUCUGUAGCGGAAAUACUCUUUGAGCCAACUAUUGUAGUUUUGCAGGAAACCAGAAAAGAAUCAAAGGGAGCAGCAGGAGAAGGAGAUGUAGGUGCAGGUGGUACCGUAGGAGCAGGAGGUGCAACAGGUGCAGCAGGAACAGCAGGUGCAGGAGGUGCAUUAGGUGCAUUAUUUGCAUGGGUUGCAGCAGGUAUAGGUGCAGCUGUGGCAGCAGUUGCAGGAGGUGUAGCAGCAGGUAUAGGUNCAUCCACAAAAUACAGUCAUGAUCAAACACCCCUAUAG